GAUUUGCACCAUGGAGUCCUCUCGCAAGUUCUGUUGUCCGAUUCAUGCACCCUCUGCUCCGCCAAGGACACCGGCGCUUUGUCCGUGCGACAUGCAGCAUCGCGACGUCGAUCCCGGACUUUUGGGUGUCCGAUCAUGCUGUUUCAAUUGUCAUUUGGGACUCGCCUGAUUGGUCACCUUGUGGGCAUGGUGAACAUUGACGCAGAGGCCGAUGCAACUACCACCAACUGUCGUUGCAGAUCAUCUGCCGGGAAUGAGGCCAAAAGUCCGACAGUCCGACAUGUUCAAUAUGAUGGCCAUAAAUGAGUUAAUCUAGUUCCCUUGGAUUCUCAAACAAAAGAACACCCAUUCCUCACUUUCCGCAUCAAACCCUCAAUCAUUCUCCUGUCUAACGUUACCGAAAUGGCGACAUCAACCAACGACCCUCUCGCAAACAUAGCCUUUGACUAUGAGAUCACUCAAACGGCAGCCCCGUACAUUGCGGCCGUUGGGCUGAUUCUGCUCGGAUUCCUUCUGUUUAGGGACAAAGGCACCAAGCUCCCAUACGUCAACCCAAAAAGCCCGUUUGAAUUGUCCGAUAAAAGAGCAGUCUCGGAAUUCAUUUACGCCUCGAAACACAUGCUUUACAACGUGGCGAGAUCAUUCAUGGGAAAGCCCUAUCGGGUCCUGAGCGAUCUCGGCGACGUCAUCAUCCUCCCGCCUCACAUUGGCGACGAAAUUCGCAAUGACAAGCGUUUCAGCUUCUCCGAAGGACCUGUGGAGGUUCGCACAGCCCAUACCCUCGUCGCUUCUGAUUUCCAAGGCCGUUAUGCUGGGUUUGAUGCUUACAAGGAAGCCUGCCAUCCAUCUCAGAGAUUGCAGAACGUUGUCAAGCUACGGCUGACCAAGACCCUCGCGAAAAUCACUCAACCACUGUCGGAGGAAUGCGAAAUCAUGAUGCGUGAGACUUUACGGACAACAAAGGAGGGUAUUCUCUCAAUUGUCGCACGAUUGUCAUCCCGCAUCUCCGUCGGCAAGGAGCUCGGCUGUGACCCGAAGUGGCUGUCGACUAUCAUGGGAUACGCUGAGCUUAGUAUCCAAGCUAUGCAGCCGCUGCGACUCUGGCCUAAGAUCCCGCGGCCACUUGUUGUUUGGUUCUUGCGCGACCCUACCAGACUUAGAGCCUACAUCAGAGACGCCGACGCCCUCGUUCUUGCCGAAAUCCGCAGGCGAGGUGCCGAGAGCCAAGAACGCGAGUUGACCGAUGUCAUCGACUGGUUUCAGGAGAUUGCCAAAGGGGAGAGGGACAAUACUGGGCUGUCACAGCUGAUUCUUGCGACGGUCGCCAUUCACACUACAUCGGACCUUAUCACUCAAACAAUGUACGACAUUAUGGGAAAUCCCGAGCUUGUUGAUGACCUGCGCAAAGAGAUCGUCACUGUUAUUGGAGAGGGAGGCUGGAGGAAGACUUCGCUGUACAAUCUGAAGUUGAUGGACAGUGUCCUGAAAGAGAGUCAGGGCUUGAAGCCCAACCAAAUCGUGGGCACGUAUCGCCGAGUUAUGGAGGAUGUAGUGCUUUCGGACGGCAAGUACAUCGCCCGCGGAAGUGCCAUGGCCGUAUCAUCAGAGAAGAUGUGGGAUCCCAGCAUCUACCCGGACCCAAACAAGUUUAACGGCGCCGAUGCUGCUAAUCAGCUUGUCACUACCAGCACCAACCAAAUGGGCUUCGGACAUGGCAUGCACUCUUGCCCAGGCAGAUUCUUCGCGUCCAACGAAGCAAAAGUCGCGCUCUGCCACCUCUUGAUGAAGUAUGACUUCAAGCUCGCGCCCGGGGAGAAGCCCAAGGUUUCCCAGUUUGGGUUCACCUUUGAGGCGGAUGCUGCAGUCAAGGUUUUGAUCCGCAGACGCAAGGAAGAGAUUGAACUGUCUGCCAAGGUCACGGAAAACUAG
Messenger RNA from Ilyonectria robusta, 1929 nucleotides. Its product is annotated as putative cytochrome P450. Gene Ontology annotation, molecular function: iron ion binding; heme binding; oxidoreductase activity, acting on paired donors, with incorporation or reduction of molecular oxygen. The record is from RefSeq and is a predicted model, not a curated record. The transcript has 6 exons. NCBI's taxonomy places the organism in Eukaryota, Fungi, Ascomycota, Sordariomycetes, Hypocreales, Nectriaceae. Bases 403 to 1929 code for a protein of 508 amino acids.